Molecule: messenger RNA, 2343 nt
Organism: Rosa rugosa (rugosa rose)
Lineage: Eukaryota; Viridiplantae; Streptophyta; Magnoliopsida; Rosales; Rosaceae
Product: NAC domain containing protein 50-like
Exons: 4
Coding region: 185-2104 (639 amino acids)
Biological process (GO): regulation of DNA-templated transcription
Molecular function (GO): DNA binding
Source: RefSeq, a predicted model, not a curated record
UGAAAAUGAAAGAGAGGAGGAAUUAAAAUUUAAUUCGAAAACAGUUUCUUGUAAACUAAGGUAUUCCCAUCAUUUCUUCGACACCAAUCAAAGAAACCCCUAUCUCUCUUCUCCCACCUUUACCAAAUCCCUAGACCACCACAACCACAACCACCGCCGCCGCUGCCGCCGCGGAAUUAAACUCAUGGGUCACGAGCUAGCGCCGUCGACCACCACACCCCCACUCUCAAAACCUCCGGCCGCCCCCACUGCCUUGGCUCCGGGCUUCCGAUUUCACCCAACCGACGAAGAACUCGUCAUUUACUACCUCAAACGCAAAGUCUGCCGCAAACCCUUCAAAUUCAACGCGAUCUCCGACGUCGACAUCUACAAGAGCGAACCUUGGGACCUCGCAUGUAAGUCGAGCUUGAAGAGCAGGGACCAGGAGUACUAUUUCUUCAGUGCAUUGGACAAGAAGUACGGAAAUGGGGCAAGGAUGAAUAGGGCUACACAUCUAGGGUACUGGAAGGCCACUGGAAAUGACAGGCCUGUCAAGCACAACAAUAAGACUGUUGGGAUGAAGAAAACUUUGGUUUUUCAUAGUGGCAGAGCUCCAGAUGGCAAGAGGACUAAUUGGGUCAUGCAUGAGUAUAGGCUUGUUGAUACGGAAAUGGAAAAACCUGGAAAUGGUGUUCCUCAGGAUGCGUAUGUGUUGUGUAGGGUAUUUCAUAAAAGUAAUAUAGGACCACCAAAUGGGCAUCGAUAUGCGCCUUUUGUUGAGGAGGAAUGGGAUGAUGAAAAGUUAACUUUCGUUCCUGGAGAAGUGGCUAGGGAUGACACAGUAGUCGGUCGUGAUUCCGUUGGAAAUCGUUGCGAUGCAGUUAAGGUAGGAAAUGAUCAUGAUUCCGUUGUUGGAGGACAUCAUCGGGAUGUACCUAUGGUAGGAAAUGGUCAUGAUUCAGUUGUUGGAGGAAAUCAUGGCAAUAUAGCUAUGGCAGGAAAUGGUCAUGAUUCAGUUGUUGGAGGAAAUCGUCGCGAUGUAGUUGUGAUAGGAAAUGGUCAUGAUUCAGUUGUCGGAGGUGCUACUCGUGAUGCAGUUGUAGCAAAUGGUUGUCAUGCAGUUGUUGUAGCAAAUGGUCGUGAUACAGUUGUUGGAAAUGGUUGUCAUGCAGCUGUUGGAGGAAAUGGUCAUGCUGCUGCCUGUAUUGAAGAAAAAGUUCAUGCUGCUGUGGAUAUUGAUCAAAAAGAUCAUGUUGCGGCAGUUGUUGAACAAAAAGAUAAUGCGUCUGCAAGUAUUGAACAAAAAGAUCAUGAUGUCUGUCUUGGAGGCGGCCCUUCUGUUGAUGGACAUGUUCAGGACACUAUGAUGGAAGUAGAUGGUCAUGGAACUACUGAGGAAGGAAAUGUUCAUGGAAGCAAUAGAGGAAAUGGUCAUGACGGGCGCAACGCAGGGAACUAUUUUGUGCAGGAUACUCAGACAAUCAGCAAUGCUCUUCUUAGUGCUACUGAACUUCCAAAAGACAGUCAAACGGUUUUAGUGCCAUGCAAGAGAGAGAAAUUGGAUGAUGAUCCAAUGACAUGUGUAGUUAAUCGAGAAGAGAGAUUGGAUGAUUACCCAUCACCGCUUGGAGAUGAUCCACAACCCCUGCUAUCACUGUUUAAUCAGCAGCCUGGUAUACUACGCCAAUAUAAAAGGAGGAGGCAUAAUGAAUCAAAUUCAAACCGUUCAAAUGCCUCAGAGAUUUCAAGUGGGUUGACUCAUGAUCCUUGCUCAUCUACAACAACGACAGCGUCAACAGAGACUUCGGUGACGGCAACAACAAAAAGAAAUUUUCUGUCUGCAUUGGUGGAAUUUCAACUGUUAGAAUCCCUUGAACCCAAGGAUAAGACUCCGGUAGCUCCACCUGAAUUUAAUGCUGCUCUGCAUAAUUCAUCUGUGCCUUCUAGCUGCUUGAAAUUCAUAGAGAGUUUGCAAAAUGAGAUUCACAAGAUUUCGAUUGAGAAGGAGACAUUGAAAUUUGAAAUGCUGAGUGCCCAAGCUGUGAUUAACAUUCUUCAAUCUAGAAUUGAUCUUCUGAACAAGGAGAAUGAGGAUCUGAAGAGGAAUGCCCGAGAGGCUGAGUGAUUGGUAGUCAGUAUGUGUACUCGUGUUGUUCUUCUUUGUAUGAGUUACAGGCCCCGUAUAGGCCUUGUUUAGUCACCUACAGCCGGUAUGUUUUAUUCAUUAGUCGGGAACUUUCUUUGUCAGUUAACUGAACAAUGUUGUAACAGUAGCAAAGCUUGUUGCAAUAGUAGCAAGCUGAACAAUGUUGUAUCUUUAUGCACUUAGAUUAGUCUCUCAUCAAAAUCAGCGGUUUAUAACUA